GCUAUUUGCUACCAUACCCAACAACAACAAAUCCAAAAUUAUAAUUUCUAAAGUCUGAGUUUUCAAUAAUCGUUGCUGUGUACGUAUAGAGAGAGAAAGUAGAGAGAGAGAGAGAAGGGGCUAUGAAGAACUCAACGCUGUUACUUGUUCUCUUCCUAUGCUUCUUCUUCGCAAUCAAUUUUGUACCUUCCGCUCUCGCUAUCUGGCUCACAUUACCAACCUCUGGUACCAAAUGCGUUUCUGAAGAAAUCCAAAAUAACGUCGUCGUUUUAGCCGAUUAUAUCGUCAUUCCUGACGAUCACUCCCAUAAUCCCACUCUCGCCGUCAAGGUAACAUCACCAUAUGGAAACAAUCUUCAUCACAAGGAGAACACAACACAUGGGAAUUUUGCAUUUACGACUCAAGAGACUGGGAACUACCUGGCCUGCUUUUGGGUAGAUGGCGGUAAUCACGGAGGCAAAGAGGUCAGUGUGAACCUUGACUGGAAAAUUGGAAUUGCAGCCAAGGAUUGGGAUUCAGUUGCUAAGAAGGAGAAGCUUGAGGGAGUUGAGCUUGAGCUGAGAAAGCUAGAAGGAUCUGUAGAGGCCAUCCAUGAGAAUUUGCUCUAUCUGAAGGGAAGGGAAGCGGAGAUGAGAACCGUGAGUGAAAGAACAAAUGGAAGAGUGGCAUGGUUUAGUAUUAUGUCAUUAGGCAUCUGCAUUGGAGUUUCAGCUUUGCAAUUGUGGCAUUUGAAGAGAUUCUUCCAGAAGAAGAAGCUUAUAUAGAUUAUUAUGCAACUGUUAAUUUAAUUUUACUAGUGAAACAAUGAGCAUAAACUUAAGCUUAUGUGUCCUACUUACAAGUAGUAGCCAGAAAUUUUGUUACCACUUGCAGAGUUUCCAACUUUUCUUAUCCACAGAUGUUUAUUAUAAUGCAUUGUCAUAAAAACCAGUAGAUAACAGAUUUGGGAUUAUGUCAA
This is a messenger RNA of Cicer arietinum (chickpea), 958 nucleotides long. RefSeq names its product transmembrane emp24 domain-containing protein p24delta3-like. Lineage: Eukaryota; Viridiplantae; Streptophyta; Magnoliopsida; Fabales; Fabaceae. The record is from RefSeq and is a predicted model, not a curated record.